AUGUCCACACCCACAGACCCUGGCGCAAUGCCCCACCCGGGGCCUUCGCCGGGGCCCGGGCCCUCCCCAGGACCAAUCCUGGGACCCAGCCCAGGGCCAGGACCAUCCCCGGGUUCCGUCCACAGUAUGAUGGGACCAAGUCCUGGCCCUCCGAGUGUCUCGCACCCGAUGCCGACCAUAGGAUCUGCCGACUUCCCACAGGAGGGUCUCCAUCCUGUGCACAAGCCCCUUGAUGGGAUGCACGACAAGGGAACUGCAGAAGAGAGCCACUGCGGCUCACUGAAGAACACUGGGAUGCGCCCCCCGCACCCAGGAAUGGGCCCUCCCCAGAGUCCCAUGGACCAACACAGCCAAGGUUAUUUGUCCCCACACCCGUCUCCGCUGGGAGCCCCAGAGCACGUGUCCAGCCCUAUGUCUGGUGGGGGCCCAACACCACCCCAGAUGCCAUCCAGCCAGCCAGGCCCCCUCAUCCCCACCGAUUCGCAGGCCAUGAGCCAGCCCAUUAGGGGCUCUUCGCCUUUCAGCCCUGUCCAGCUACACCAGCUUCGAGCUCAGAUUUUAGCUUACAAGAUGCUGGCCCGUGGCCAGCCCCUCCCGGAAACUCUGCAGCUUGCAGUCCAGGGGAAAAGGGCAUUACCUGGUAUGCAACAACAACCGCCGCAGCAGCAGCCGCAGCCCCAGCCCCAGCCACCGCAGCCUCAGCCGCAGCCGCAGCAACCAGCCCUGGUUACCUUCAACAGACCAUCUGGCCCAGGGCCUGAGAUGAGUGGCACAAGCACCCCGCAGAAGCUGCCCACACCCGCGCCCAGUGGCCGGCCAUCGCCUGCGCCCCCUGCCGCCGCGCAGCCCCCGGCCGCUGCCGUGCCAGGACCAUCGGCGCCGCAGGCUCCCGGGCAGCCUUCGCCCAUCCUGCAGCUGCAGCAGAAACAAAGCCGCAUCAGCCCCAUCCAGAAGCCUCAAGGUCUGGACCCCGUGGAGAUACUGCAGGAGCGCGAAUACAGACUCCAGGCCCGCAUUGCUCACAGGAUACAAGAGCUAGAAAACCUGCCAGGCUCCCUGCCACCAGAUUUACGGACUAAAGCCACCGUGGAACUGAAGGCUCUUCGGUUACUCAAUUUCCAACGUCAGCUGAGGCAGGAGGUGGUGGCCUGCAUGCGUCGGGACACAACCCUGGAGACGGCUCUAAACUCCAAGGCCUACAAACGCAGCAAGCGCCAGACGCUGAGGGAAGCACGCAUGACGGAGAAGCUGGAGAAACAGCAAAAGAUUGAGCAGGAGCGGAAGAGGAGACAGAAACACCAGGAAUAUCUGAACAGUAUUUUGCAACAUGCGAAGGACUUUAAGGAGUACCACCGCUCUGUGGCCGGGAAAAUCCAGAAGCUCUCCAAAGCUGUGGCCACGUGGCACGCCAACACCGAAAGGGAGCAGAAGAAAGAGACAGAACGGAUCGAGAAGGAGAGGAUGCGGAGGUUGAUGGCUGAGGAUGAAGAAGGCUACCGGAAGCUGAUUGAUCAAAAGAAAGACAGACGCCUAGCCUACCUUUUGCAGCAGACCGACGAGUAUGUGGCUAACCUGACCAAUCUGGUGUGGGAGCACAAGCAAGCCCAGGCAGCCAAAGAGAAGAAGAAGAGGAGGAGGAGAAAGAAGAGGGCUGAAGAGAACGCAGAAGGAGGAGAGUCUGCCCUGGGGCCCGACGGAGAGCCCAUAGAUGAGAGCAGCCAGAUGAGCGAUCUGCCCGUCAAGGUGACCCACACGGAAACUGGCAAGGUCCUCUUUGGCCCAGAAGCUCCCAAAGCCAGUCAGCUGGACGCCUGGCUGGAGAUGAACCCCGGCUACGAAGUGGCCCCGAGGUCGGACAGUGAGGAGAGUGAUUCUGAUUAUGAAGAGGAGGACGAGGAAGAAGAGUCUAGUCGGCAGGAAACAGAAGAGAAAAUAUUUCUGGAUCCUAACAGUGAGGACGUCUCGGAGAAGGAUGCCAAGCAGAUUAUUGAGACGGCCAAGCAAGACGUGGAUGAUGAGUACAGCAUGCAGUAUAGUGCGCGGGGUUCCCAGUCCUACUACACCGUGGCGCACGCCAUUUCCGAGCGGGUGGAGAAGCAAUCAGCCCUCCUCAUCAACGGGACCUUGAAGCAUUACCAGCUCCAGGGUUUGGAGUGGAUGGUUUCCCUGUAUAACAACAACCUGAAUGGGAUCUUAGCGGAUGAGAUGGGUCUGGGGAAGACGAUCCAGACCAUCGCACUCAUCACAUACCUGAUGGAACACAAAAGGCUCAAUGGCCCCUAUCUCAUCAUCGUGCCCCUUUCGACUUUAUCCAACUGGACAUACGAGUUUGAUAAAUGGGCCCCUUCGGUGGUGAAGAUUUCCUACAAGGGUACACCUGCCAUGCGACGCUCCCUUGUGCCCCAGCUGCGGAGUGGCAAAUUCAACGUGCUCUUGACCACCUAUGAGUACAUUAUCAAAGACAAGCACAUUCUUGCCAAGAUCCGGUGGAAAUACAUGAUCGUGGACGAAGGGCACCGGAUGAAGAACCACCACUGUAAGCUGACCCAGGUCUUAAACACACACUACGUGGCACCAAGAAGGGUUCUCUUAACGGGGACCCCGCUGCAGAACAAGCUGCCUGAACUCUGGGCUCUCCUCAACUUCCUCCUGCCUACGAUUUUCAAGAGCUGUAGCACCUUCGAGCAGUGGUUCAACGCCCCAUUUGCCAUGACCGGAGAGCGGGUGGACUUAAAUGAAGAGGAAACCAUAUUGAUCAUCAGACGUCUGCACAAGGUGCUGAGACCUUUCUUGCUGAGGAGACUCAAGAAGGAAGUUGAAUCCCAGCUUCCGGAAAAAGUCGAGUACGUGAUCAAGUGUGACAUGUCGGCGCUGCAGAAGAUUCUGUACCGCCACAUGCAAGCCAAGGGGAUCCUCCUCACGGAUGGUUCUGAGAAAGACAAGAAGGGGAAAGGAGGCGCUAAGACACUCAUGAAUACUAUCAUGCAAUUGAGGAAAAUCUGCAACCAUCCCUACAUGUUUCAGCACAUUGAGGAAUCUUUUGCUGAACAUUUGGGUUAUUCAAAUGGAGUCAUCAAUGGGGCUGAGCUGUAUCGGGCCUCGGGGAAGUUCGAGCUACUGGACCGGAUUCUGCCCAAGCUGAGGGCCACAAACCACCGGGUGCUACUCUUCUGCCAGAUGACGUCACUCAUGACCAUAAUGGAGGACUACUUUGCCUUCCGGAACUUUCUAUACCUGCGCCUUGAUGGCACUACAAAAUCCGAAGACCGCGCUGCUCUGCUGAAGAAAUUCAAUGAACCAGGGUCCCAGUAUUUCAUUUUCUUACUGAGCACGAGAGCCGGAGGACUGGGCUUAAAUCUUCAGGCGGCCGACACUGUGGUCAUCUUUGACAGCGACUGGAACCCCCAUCAGGAUCUGCAGGCGCAGGACCGUGCUCACCGCAUCGGGCAGCAGAACGAGGUACGGGUGCUGAGACUCUGCACCGUGAACAGCGUGGAGGAGAAGAUCUUGGCUGCUGCCAAGUACAAGCUGAACGUGGACCAGAAGGUCAUCCAGGCGGGCAUGUUUGACCAGAAGUCUUCCAGCCACGAGCGCCGGGCCUUCCUGCAGGCCAUCCUGGAACACGAGGAGGAAAACGAGGAAGAAGACGAGGUCCCGGAUGAUGAGACGCUGAACCAGAUGAUUGCUCGGCGCGAAGAAGAAUUUGAUCUUUUCAUGCGUAUGGACAUGGACCGGCGCCGGGAGGAUGCUCGGAAUCCAAAGCGUAAGCCUCGCCUCAUUGAGGAAGAUGAGCUGCCCUCCUGGAUCAUCAAGGAUGAUGCUGAGGUCGAGAGGCUCACGUGUGAGGAAGAGGAGGAGAAGAUCUUCGGCAGAGGGUCUCGCCAGCGCCGGGACGUGGACUACAGCGACGCCCUAACCGAGAAGCAGUGGCUGAGGGCCAUUGAAGACGGCAAUUUGGAAGAAAUGGAAGAGGAAGUGCGGCUGAAGAAGCGAAAAAGACGAAGAAAUGUGGAUAAGGAUCCCGUGAAAGAAGAUGUGGAGAAAGCUAAGAAGAGGAGAGGUCGCCCACCAGCCGAGAAACUGUCACCCAACCCCCCCAAACUGACCAAACAGAUGAACGCAAUCAUUGAUACUGUGAUCAACUACAAAGACAGGUGUAACGUGGAGAAGGUGCCCAGUAAUUCUCAGUUGGAAAUAGAAGGAAACAGUUCCGGGCGGCAGCUCAGCGAAGUCUUUAUUCAGUUACCUUCCAGAAAAGAGUUACCAGAAUACUAUGAAUUAAUUAGGAAGCCUGUGGACUUCAAAAAAAUAAAGGAGAGAAUCCGUAACCACAAGUACCGAAGCCUGGGCGACCUCGAGAAAGACGUCAUGCUUCUCUGCCACAAUGCGCAGACCUUCAAUUUGGAAGGCUCCCAGAUCUACGAAGACUCCAUUGUCUUGCAGUCUGUGUUUAAGAGCGCCCGGCAGAAAAUUGCCAAAGAGGAAGAGAGUGAAGACGAAAGCAAUGAAGAGGAGGAGGAGGAAGAUGAAGAAGAGUCUGAAUCGGAAGCAAAAUCUGUGAAGGUGAAAAUCAAGCUGAACAAAAAAGAUGAGAAACGCCGGGAAAAGGGCAAAGGCAAGAAGAGGCCAAAUCGAGGGAAAGCCAAACCCGUUGUGAGCGAUUUUGACAGUGACGAGGAAGAGGAUGACAAUGAACAGUCAGAAGCAAGCGCGACCGAUGACGAGUAA
Messenger RNA from Chrysochloris asiatica (Cape golden mole), 4728 nucleotides. RefSeq names its product SWI/SNF related, matrix associated, actin dependent regulator of chromatin, subfamily a, member 2 (gene SMARCA2). The transcript has 33 exons. Gene Ontology annotation, molecular function: histone binding; DNA binding; ATP binding. Gene Ontology annotation, biological process: positive regulation of transcription by RNA polymerase II; chromatin remodeling. The coding region runs from base 1 to 4728 and encodes 1575 amino acids. NCBI's taxonomy places the organism in Eukaryota, Metazoa, Chordata, Mammalia, Afrosoricida, Chrysochloridae. The record is from RefSeq and is a predicted model, not a curated record. Gene Ontology annotation, cellular component: nucleus; RSC-type complex.